GUAACCUCACAAGUCACAACUUUGUAAGUGUCGAAGACAGUCCAAAGGAGAAGUUUUAAGAAGAGAGGAACAAUAUAAUGCCUAAGGUACUAUACAUUUAUAAUCUUUUUUUUUUUUGUUUUUAGCAUCCAACGACGAAUUUGGGUGGUCAGCUUUCAAAAUAUGUUUAUUUUGAAAAGUGUUUCGGAAAAUACUUUUGGAGAGUAGUAAUUUCUGUUUGGUUCAUCAAUUUGCAAAACAUUUUACCAAUAUUAGAAUAGCAAUUUGCGUUUGGCCAAGGUUUCAAACUUAUUUUCGAGGUAAAGUUAUUUUUUUUUAGCUUCUGAAAAAUAACUUCUGGCACGUACAAAACUUGACCAAACAUCUCCAUUUUCUAAAAUAAUCAUUUUUGAAAAAAUAAAUAAACAUGUUUGACUUGUUAAAAACUUGGCCAAAUAGGCUAAAAGGCACAACAAAAUCGUAGCUUAAUUAAUUACUACAAUUACUAAUAAAAAGGUUAUUGUUAUUUUUCUUGGGUGGUGUCCUCAAAUGCAGACAAAGGUGGUUGUUAAUGUAUCAGUGAAUGGACAACUUCGUCCAAGUUUGAAGAAGCGGAUUUUCGGGGUGGAGAGAGUAAGUAUAGAAGCAGACUUGUUGACAGUAAUAGGAGAGGGAAUAGAUACAGUGGAGCUGGUGAACAUACUUAGGAAGAAAGUUGGAUUUGCUACUAUUGUGACACAGAAUGAAAACACAAAAGAAACAACACAUUUCUACGUAUGA
Lycium ferocissimum is the source of this 759-nucleotide messenger RNA. RefSeq names its product disease resistance protein Pik-1-like. The record is from RefSeq and is a predicted model, not a curated record. Lineage: Eukaryota; Viridiplantae; Streptophyta; Magnoliopsida; Solanales; Solanaceae. Bases 529 to 759 code for a protein of 76 amino acids. The transcript is spliced from 2 exons.